Botrytis porri is the source of this 555-nucleotide messenger RNA. RefSeq lists its product as uncharacterized. Lineage: Eukaryota; Fungi; Ascomycota; Leotiomycetes; Helotiales; Sclerotiniaceae. The transcript has 3 exons. Bases 1 to 555 code for a protein of 184 amino acids. The record is from RefSeq and is a predicted model, not a curated record.
AUGGUCUACUAUCCACGCUCCACCUCCCAGAAAGACUACUACAAUGAUUACCCACCGCAGACUACUCAAGCAUCUGGCUACUCUCCUUCACAUCUAUCUCCCCCGCCAAGACCCAACACUUAUUCCCGCGAUCCGCAACACGAUAGCCAAGUGAAUCCAGCGUCCCUACUCGCCUCUCUCAAGAUCACCUAUACAUGCACGGUGACUGUAGGGCCAAUCCCAACCUCACGUGCGCCUUCACCAACACCUCCAAGACCGCCUCCUCGGGUUCAAACACAUUCAUCUGUUAAUCUGUAUGCUCGCGGAAAUAACAUCCCUCGCCAUUCAGAAAGCAGAACAUCCCAAGGAAAUUCCGAACAGAAAAAUCGGGAAAGAUCUACCAGAAUGGAAGCUCAAGAUGAAGAGUUAAAGAGAGAUGAGGAGCGGAAAAAGAAGGCAGACGAGAAAUGGGAAGGAGAGGAGGCAAGGAGUAAACGUGAAUACAACUCCGAGAAAGAGAAAUUAUAUUAUCGAAGUCGAAUGGAGCGAGAUCGAAAUCGACCGGCUGAUGGAUGA